Aspergillus mulundensis is the source of this 2226-nucleotide messenger RNA. RefSeq lists its product as uncharacterized. NCBI's taxonomy places the organism in Eukaryota, Fungi, Ascomycota, Eurotiomycetes, Eurotiales, Aspergillaceae. The record is from RefSeq and is a predicted model, not a curated record. Bases 1 to 2226 code for a protein of 741 amino acids. The transcript is spliced from 3 exons.
AUGAACGAAGGUCACCACGAUGCCGCCAGUCGCCGCUUGUCAGACAUAGGGGAGGAGGAGACCGGGUCGCCUUACCGGGCGAUGAGGAACUCGCCGGGCAUGACAGUGGCACGGCAGAGUCGUGUUUUGGAUUCGCCGGCCUCAAUCCGCGAGGCGGACAACACCUCCGAAGGUGCAGAAAACAGAGCGCACAGCAGCUCGUCGGGCUCGACGAUCAGCGCCGCAAGCGAAACUUCGUCUUGGGAUGAGACAAAGGCGCGCGCAGCCUACGUGGCUGCGCAGGAGCGUCGUGGAUCGAGAGAAGACCGUCGCGCAGCCCCUGGACCUGGACCGUCCAGCGGUGCACAGACGGCACAGACGAGCGCAAACGCGCCGGCGGCCAAUGAAGAUGAGGGUCCGGAUGAGGACCUAUCCGCGGUUAUCUUGGAGAGCGAGGCAGAGCGGAUUCUGGAGAACGCGAAGAGACGAUUGUCGCUCAUGGAGGGCAAUCUAACGCGAGCUCGAUCUACAAUGCGCUCAACUACUCCGUCCGCCUCGUCAUCGCCAGUGCCAUCCACGUCCCCUGGUCUCGGACAGCCCGUUGGCGGCUUGUACCAGUCGAUUCAUCGCGCGGCAGACCGCAGGUCCUCCAACCUCCGGUCGCGACAGAUAUAUAAUUCGCAGGAUACGACCAACAACCGGCACUCGCGAGUUUACAGCGAGACCAACCUACCGUCAAAUCAGCCCACCGUUGUGAAGAACUUCUCCCGCUCCAUGAGCGCCAUGGGCUCUAGCACGAGCUCCAACAUUCAUAGUGGCGAGCGCUCUUUUCAUUACGCACCCACUCGAGCGUACCUGACUCACCGGGCAUCGGUCUCGUCUAUACAGCAACAUGGCUCGAAUCCGUCUAUGAAAGAGCGCGCCUCUUCUGGCUCCCCGCCGGUGUCUGAAGAAGAGGAAGACGAGACAAAACCGUCUAAUAUGGAAGAAUUCAAUACCGCAUACCCGGUACACGAUCCUCCUUCUCGAUCCCAGUCUCAGCUGCAGGUGCGCGAUCUGCAGGACCAAAUGAAAGGUCUUCAUAUCAAAAUCUCGACGCUGAAGGUGAAGGCGCAGGAAGAUGGUCUGCGGCGACGCAGUCUGCAAAGUCUGCGCACGCCCAGCCCUUUAACAGCUGCAACCCAUUGGUAUGCCAAUCCUCUUGAUCACACCGCACGCCGUAGCCCGCUGCGUUUGAGCGCCGAGUAUGAACAAUACAUGGACUCGCCCAUCAACAGCCACUUCAACGGUAGCGGGCAGAAGUCCAGUAGCAAUACUGAUUCAACGCUUCUUGUCCCGGAAACCGUAUCUUCCGAGCCCGUGCAGUCAUCGGACGGCCCUAUAGUGGCAGCCUUUGAACUAACCGACCAUGAGAGUGACCACUCGACCGCGGAAAGUCUUUACGAGGAUGCAGAGGAGGAUAUUGACCGCGCGGCGCUGGAGGAGAUCUUACGGGAACCUCUCGACGACGAUCUUGCUGCGGAUGAGCUAGAAUCGUUCCCCGGGGUACCACAUACCGAUGAUACCCCUCAUGAGGAGCGCGAGGACGCCUUCGACUACGAGCACUUUAUCCUGCAUAGCGCCUUGGGUAAUUAUACUCAAGCACGACUCCGACGGCAAAGCAACGCGUCGGAAACGUCUGUUGAGACAACCCGGCCGGUCAACAAGCGCCGCUCUAUGCGUUCCAUUAAGCACUCCCGGUCUAACAGCAACAACUCGAUAUCCACCAUCGCGACCUUUGCCACCGCUGCCGAGGGCAGAGACGAUGUUGAGAGUGUUCUGUACUGGGACCGGAAAUUCAACGUUGAACUCAACCAUACAUAUGCUGAAGACGACGAGGAACCAACAGACAUUGACUCCGAGGCAGAACGCACUCCUCGCAAAUCCAAAUCUCUUGCGGUUGAAGUCAUUUCUCAACGGCCCGACUCCGCAGCAACCGGCUCCGCAACACCAACAUCGCUCGCCUCGUCGCUGGUCUCAACAGUCCGCGCGGCCGCAAGUCCACAUCCCAACUCCGCGAACAGCCAUUUGGGAAUCAACGACGAUGAUACGAGACUGCUCGAGCAGCUGUUCAAAAGCCUUGGCGACGUCUGCAUGAACUUGCAGGAACUUACGUUAACCCCGGAUUACGACGAGAAGCAGGCGAGGUUGCUGAGGAGGCGGUUGGAGGCCGCCCGGCGCGUGCUUGAUGGCGAGCUUGAUACCUGA